Messenger RNA from Cuscuta campestris, 2171 nucleotides. The record is from the annotation of a GenBank genome assembly. NCBI's taxonomy places the organism in Eukaryota, Viridiplantae, Streptophyta, Magnoliopsida, Solanales, Convolvulaceae.
CGUUUGACUUUUAAAAUUUUAAAAGUCAAAGUUUUAACUUGGUAAUGAUUAAAAUUCAAAAAUUGGUAAAAUGAUUUUAUUUAGUCUUGGAAUAAGUAUUGGACUUAAAUAAAUCAUUGAAAAUGAAUUUUAAAUUUAUUUAUUUUAUUUCUACUCGUGAGAUCGAAAUUAUAAAUCCCUCACGAAUAUUAAGUCUGUUGCCUUCUGACGCCCGGCACCUAUCCGGCUAAUGUGCACUGUCAUAUGGCAAACAACAACAACCCUUUCAACCUGCGAUAUGUUCUAGAAAAGGAAAAAUUAUCUGGAACUAACUUUCUUGAUUGGGAGAUGAAUCUUAACAUUGUUCUCGAAUGCAAGAAAAGUUUUACGUCCUAACAUCUGAGCCUCCCAAAGCUCCUGAAGCGAACGCCCAUGCUGCAGAAAUUACUUCGUACCAGAAGUAUGAAGAUGACGCACGUGAUGUGAGAUGUCUCAUGCUAGCCACCAUGACCCCGGAGCUCCAAAGGCUCCACAAGGACAUGGAAGCUCAUCCUAUGAUGACUCGCUUGAAAGGUCUAUACCAAGGCCAGGCUAGACAUGAGCGUUUCAAAAUCUCUACGACUCUGUUUUCUAGUAAGCUGGCAACGGGUAACCCAGUUGGUCCCCAGGUUCUCAAGAUGAUCGGCCAGAUCGAAACUCUUGAAAAACUGGACGCCCCGUUGCACACUAUGCUGGCAACUGAUCUCAUCUUGGGAUCAUUACCAGCUGAGUAUAGUCAAACUAUAGUAAACUUCUACAUGAACAAACUAGAGAUGACUAUGCCUGAGCUAUUGAAAUUCCUCAAAACUGCUGAGGAGAGUCUAGGGAAGGGCAAGGGUAAGUCUGUCCUGAUGGUAGAGGGCAGUACUGUUGCAAAGAAGAGUGGGCCACGUUCGCCGGCCGGGACCAAGCGCAAGGGCUCUAAGAAACCCAAGCCAGCAUCCAAAUCCUAUUCGUUGAAACCCAAAGAAGGAGAUAAGAAGAAGUCUGCUAAUGGAACCUUCCUUGAGAAGGAGUUUCUUUCUGCUAUCGCUAGUGGGAGAAAGGUAGACCUCGAAGAAAUUCGAGAACCACAAGAAGAAGUCCCGAUAGUGUUGGAACAUGAGCAAAGAGAUCAAGCAAUUGAACCUCAAACUGCUCAAGAUAUACCACGUAGGUCAGACCGGAUACGUAAUCCUCCGGUCAGAUAUGGAUUUCUCAUGUCUGAUGAAGGUGACGUCUUGUUGGUAGAUCAAGGCAAACCUGUUGCAACACAAGUUUACGCCUACGUUGUACUAAACUGUGUUCGUUUCUAUGACAGAAAUCUCUAUGCAGGAAUUGGAGAAGGUCAAUCAACCUCUAGGCCACCACUCUUUGAUGGCACCAACUACUCUUAUUGGAAGGAACGGAUGAGAAUCUAUAUUCGUUCCACCAACUUCCAAUUGUGGUUGGUGAUCAAAAAUGGCAAAGAAACCCCUAUGAAGAAAGUGGGAGAAACCACGGUCCCAAAGACCGAAGACGAAUUUGAUGCCGAGGACAUCAAGAAGAUUGAAAACUAUGCAAAGGCCAUCAAUAUGCUAUAUUGCGCGGUCAACCCCGAUGACUACCAAAAAAUCUCCUGUUGCACAACCGCCAAGGAGAUGUGGGACAAGCUUGAAGUGACGUACGAAGGUACCGAUCAAGUUCGCGAAGCCAAGAUCGACUUUCUCACCCAAGAGUACGAAAUGUUCCGGAUGAAAGAAGGUGAGAAAAUUGAUGACAUGUUCGACCGGUUCUCAAAGAUCAUCAACGAUCUUCAUGCUCUCAAAAAGACUUACACCAACAAGGAUCUCGUGAGGAAAAUCCUACGGAGCCUCACACCCGAAUGGAGGUCAAAAGCCGAUGCAAUCUACGAAUCCAUCGGAGUCUCCAACGUCACCAUCGACGGGCUAAGAGGUAACCUUAAAACCUAUGAAUCUACUAUUCUAACCCCGUCUUUGGAUGAACAAAAGAAAAAGGGGAUAGCUCUCAAAGCCACCAAGGAACCGGUGGAAGAGGCUUCAAGCGAUGACGACAAUGAAUUCGGGCUCGAUCACUACUCAGAAGAGAUGGAGAUUGAAUUUGUUUCCCACUCCGAGUAGUGAUAGCAUUCAUUUGCUCUCUUGGAUUCUCGGGACAAGCUGGCAAUUUCCCGG